Polypterus senegalus (gray bichir) is the source of this 3546-nucleotide messenger RNA. It is a transcript of the gene tmem87b, whose product is annotated as transmembrane protein 87B. The record is from RefSeq and is a predicted model, not a curated record. NCBI's taxonomy places the organism in Eukaryota, Metazoa, Chordata, Cladistia, Polypteriformes, Polypteridae. Gene Ontology annotation, biological process: retrograde transport, endosome to Golgi. The transcript is spliced from 21 exons. Gene Ontology annotation, cellular component: Golgi apparatus; membrane. The coding region runs from base 158 to 1942 and encodes 594 amino acids.
UGCGCUAGGCGCUCCCCGUGCGAACGGCUGCUAACCGGACCGUGUGUCUUUUGAUGGGCGGGGCUGGACAGCCUCGUCCUUCCUGUACUCAGGUGAGGUGUUGACGUCACCUCGAGACAGGUGAGGUGCUGGAGAGGGCAGUGCUGGGUUGUCAAACAUGGCUCCUUCGCCAGUACGUCCGGGCUGGAAAUCGUCACUGGAAUUCUUAUGCUUGUUAUCUUGCAUACUUUAUCCGGCGGUGUCAGGCGUGCCAGAACCGGGAGAAUGGACAAUCACAGUCAACAACACAUCAAGCCGAAUAAUGCUAAGAAAAUCUCUUUUCAACAAUACAGAAAUUAAGCUUAAAAUUUGGCCUUUCAGCUGUCCAGAACCAUUGACAUUUACCAUCAAAUGGCUGCUAAAAUAUUAUCCAUGUCACAAUGAUUAUGGUAACAUUGAGGACGUGUAUGACAAGACGAUGCUAAGUCGUGGAGAAUUACUUGACCCAAACCCUUUAAUUAGAGGAGAAUACAUUGAGCAAACCUAUGAAAACGUGCAAUGCAGUGAUGAAAAGCUUAUGUUUCCAAUACUAAAUAGGAGUACCUUGUUGCCUCGUUCUGUGUUACCACCACUCAUUGAUGAAAAGGAGAAAGAACAUGAAUCGCUAAAUGAUAAAAAUGAACAAAAUCCUUUUGACAUAGUAAAAGAAUCUUCAAGACGUAAAAGGGGAACUUACAAGGAUUUUCAUAGUAAUGUUCGGUAUGAUACCCUGGCAAAAACAUGGAGAGAUGGCCCAUAUCUCUUUCUCCUUUCUUUUAAAGUCCACAAAGAACAAGCGCGUUGGAAUCUUACAGGCAAGUCUUUUGCUGGCUACUUAAAAAAUAUUUCUGAAAUAGGGAGUAUAUCUAGUGCACAUGUUGUCAUGAAGGGAAGUCAUGGAUACAUAUCAGUCACUGAAUGGCCACUUCUAAUUUUUUACAUGGUGAUGUGCAUUGUGUACAUCCUUUAUGGCCUGCUGUGGUUUAUCUGGUCAGCAUGCUACUGGAAAGACCUACUCAGAAUACAGUUCUGGAUUGCUGCUGUAAUUUUUCUGGGAAUGCUGGAGAAAGCUGUGUUUUGUGCGGAAUUUCAAAACAUUAACAUUACCGGAUCAGCCACUAAAGGUUUGUUGAUUUUUGCUGAGCUGAUUUCUUCCCUGAAGAGAACCAUUGCUCGACUGCUUGUCAUCAUUGUUAGCUUAGGAUAUGGAAUAGUCAAACCUCGAUUAGGGAUGGUUAUGCACAGAGUUGUUGGAUUGGGGGUCCUAUAUUUUGUCUUUGCAGCUGUGGAAGGAAUAUUAAGAAUAAAUGGGGGUCGUGAUAACCCUGGAGCUCUGAUAGCUGAUAUUGUGUUAGCGAUCAUUGAUUCCUGCUUUUUGUGGUUCAUAUUUGUCAGCCUGGCUCAAACUGUUAAAAUUUUAAAGCUUAGAAGAAAUCAAAUAAAACUCUCUCUUUAUCGACACUUUACAAACACUUUAAUUUUUGCAAUCCUAGCCUCUUUAGUAUUUAUGGUUUGGACAGCAAAGAAUUUCCAGUUAGCAGUGUGCCAGUCUGACUGGAUGGAGCUGUGGGUGGACGAUGCUUUCUGGAGAUUUUUAUUUUCAAUUAUUCUUUUGGUGAUUAUGUUUCUGUGGAGACCUUCCACUAACAAUCAAAGGUAUGCCUUCACACCCCUGAUUGAUGACUCUGAUGAUGAAGAAAUUGAAGAAUUUUCUGUAUCAGAAAAUCUAGCUGAUGGUAUUAAAUUAAGAUCAUCAAAAUCCGAAAGCAAUGGAAGAGCAAAACCAGUAGAUGGCGCGAUGGAUGAAGAUCUAAAGUGGGUUGAAGACAACAUUCCCUCUCUGUCAGAUGUAGCACUUCCUGCUCUUCUGGAUUCCGAUGAGGAAAUAAUGGUAACAAAGUACGAGAUGUCAAAGAUGGAGUGAGUGAAUGAAGGACCUUCGACUUGGUGUCUGUGAAGGACUGUUGUGAAAUAUGCAAAUGACUCUGUGUUCAUGCGGACACAGUCUCCGUAGGACUGAAUUCCUCCUAAGGAUGGAACAAAGGAUCUUUUUCAUUUUUGUGUUGUCUAACAACAACUAAAAAAAAAAAACACCUCUCCUUGAAUAAAAUACAUUGUGAAGCACUUGCAGUUUGGCCACUAGCUCGGUGUUGUCCUGCCUAAUUUUAUUACAUGGUAAAAUACUGAAUAUGCAAUUUAAAACUUUCUUUCAUUCCAGCGACGAUAUUACCGAUGUGUAUAUUCGCCUCUUUCAACCAAAAAUUCAGUGAAAGCUUUAGCCUUAAUUUUCAUGGCAAUGUGCUUCCUGAUGCCACAGUUUUUAAAAUACUCACCUCGUAUGUUUGGCAAGCGAGUUUUCAGAAAUGGAGGCAAACUUGUUUUUUUCUUCUCCUGCAUCAGAUUUGAUAGAUCAGUUUUAGGGUCACAGCUACUGCGUUUUAAGCCUAAAUAAAGCAAUAAUUGAUAUUUUCCUGCACUAACUCUUCAUGUGUAUAUUGGACUGAUUUUAGAUAUUAAUUAGGAAACAAGGCAGCCCUUGCGAUUGCUGAUUAUGUGAAAAGUAAGGAGAUGUCCUUGAAGUAGCAGUUGGGCCUAAACAGAUUUGCACCUCAAGAUGAAGGAAGGUAGUAUCUUCUACAAAACGUCAUUUCUACUACGGUCAGAUAUCUUUUGAGUUAAACUGAUUAAAUGUCUUUUUCAAAGGAAUUUGUUCUUUAAUUAUUCAAUCAAAGUUAAUGCAAAGUUAUGGUAAUUUCUUUUUUUGUUUAUUUGGUUUGUUAAAACAGUAACCAAAAAUAAAGAGUAAGGAAUUCCGUUUUUUAUAUACGUUCGAAGUUAACAAAAUAUACAGAGUUGUUCUGGUUGAAUUAAUCAGCAGCAUACAGAUUGUGUUUUGUAAAUGCGUAUUUAUGUGAGCUUUUACUGACAAGUUUACAGUCGCUUUUUUUUUUUAAUUUAUGGUAUUUGUCACUUAUGCCUACACUCUGCUGUUUAUGUUUAAUGAACAACUGAAAAUUAAGUGUUUUUUUUUUUUGUUUUUUUGUUUUUUAACUUAUUUAUAUUAUGUCCUCAGGAUUUGAGAAUUUCUCCUUUUUUGCCUUAUGUGAGAAGGUUUGUGUUUUAAAUCGCUGUAUACAUAUUGAAAGCAAUAUAAUACGUUUGUGUAAGGGAGAAUUAUUGAUGGUCUGUGUUCAAAAGAUUUUAUUUCUGUAUACCUGAAUCAGUAUUGAAGUUAAGGAUUUUUUUUUUUUUUUUUAAAGGGUGUUUCAUUAAAAGUGUGUGUGAAGGUGGCUGAUGUCUGUCUGCCCAGUCCUUCCUGCGCCUCGGACUGUUCUGGCAGCUCCUGUCGGUCUCCGUUGCAAGGCCCUUCCUUCUCUUAAACCACUUCUUGGCUUUUUUUUUUCCUGUAAAGCGUUCUUGUUGCAAGGAUUCAAAUUAGAAGAGCACAAGUUAAUAUGUAUAAAAAAAAAAAUCUAUAGAUUUCUAAAAUUUGGUUUGAGCCCACCAGAUCUAAAAAAAAAAAAAAAA